Messenger RNA from Paramecium tetraurelia, 1712 nucleotides. RefSeq lists its product as uncharacterized. Gene Ontology annotation, cellular component: cytoplasm; autophagosome. The transcript has 4 exons. NCBI's taxonomy places the organism in Eukaryota, Ciliophora, Oligohymenophorea, Peniculida, Parameciidae. The record is from RefSeq and is a predicted model, not a curated record. Gene Ontology annotation, molecular function: ATP binding; protein serine/threonine kinase activity. Gene Ontology annotation, biological process: autophagy; autophagosome organization; peptidyl-serine phosphorylation.
AUGUAAAAUUAUCAUUACAAGCUUAUACAGGAACAGUUUGGAAAUAAGUAUACAAAUCCAGAGUAAUGCGGAUAAGGAGCAUUUUCAACAGUCUAUUAGUGUAAAAAAAAAGAUGGAAACUUUGUAGCUAUUAAGGUGAUUGAUACAGAAAGAGCUGCAAACAUUACCAAUAUUUUGAAAAAUGAAACUUCAUUAUUAGAGCGGUGCGACAAUGAAAAUGUUAUCAAAUUGUAUGAAAGUGCUGAAUUAGGCAAGGCACAACUUUUAGUCUUAGAAUAUUGUGAAAUGGAUUUGUAGAAAAUGAGUAGAGAUUAUUAUAACAACAAGAUACCAGAAAAAAUUGUAAUUGUUAUUAUUAAACAAUUAAUCAAUGGAUUAUUUUAUUUACACAAAAAUAAAAUCAUUCAUAGAGAUUUGAAGUUGGAAAAUAUAGGAGUAGUUAUUAGGAAGGAGGAUCUAAAAAAUCUGAAUAACAAAAACUAAUCUCUCUAUGACUCAAUUUUUAGAAAUGCUAGUUAUAAACUAAUUGAUUUUGGCUUCGCUAAAUAAUUAUUAGAGGAGACAAAAACUUUAGCCGGAAGCUAUUUUAAUAUGGCUCCUGAAGUUUUAUGCGGAAGAAAGUAUUCUUUUCCAGCAGAUAUUUAUAGUUUGGGAGUCUGCAUAUAUUAAAUGAUUACUGGUUAGUAUCCCUAUUAAGGUAAAUCUUAAUAGGAACAAUAUAAAGAGAUUAAAAAAUAAAAAGCCAAAUUUGAUUCAAUAAAUGAUCAAUUACUAAGAGAUAACAUUAAAUAGAUGCUAUAAUAUGAUGUGAAUUUAAGGUUGACAUUCUAGGAGUUAUAUUCGUCAGAGUCAGAAUUGGUUCAUUUGAAGGAUUUCUAUAAUUAAAAUUCUGAAUUUUAUAUUAUAAAUACGCCAAACGAUGAUCCUCAGGAAUCAUUGCUUAGUCAGACACAGGAAUUUUCAGUGAUUCAAAUCCCCAAUCCAUCUUAAAUUGAGUCAAAAAUAGAAAUCAUAUAAGUGCCAUAAAUUUAUAGAUGGUAAAAUUAAAAAAAUGUCUGCAAUUUAAUUUUAAUCUGUUGUAAAAAAUUAAAAUAUAUCAUUGAAAAAAUUCCUGAUAAGAUCCGUCAAUAUGAGUAUUAGAAUUCAUUCAUAGGGUGCUUCAAUUAUUACUAUAAAUUAGUUGAAAAGCUUCUUAAUGAGUAGAAAAAAAAAUUUAAUUAAAAAAGUGAUUAUUCCUAAUAUUAGUCAUCGUUUAGAGAUUCAUUAAAAAAUUUACAAUUGAUGAAUUAUAAAUAUCAGUAGGUAUAUAUUAUAUAAGAGCUCAACUUAUCAGAGAUAGAUGAUACUGAAAAUUACUAUGACUUACUAUCUCUUAUGUAAAUUAAUAAUGAAAAAAUCUUUAUGAUAAUCAGAAAUAUGAUAGAAAUUAUUGGAUGUGAUAUGGAUCAAUAAUUACAGGAAUUCCGUUGUAAUUGUUAUUUGAUUCAAUAUUAAAUAAUAAUCCUUUAUGCUGAAAUUUAGAACACGACCACAACAUUUGGUGAUGAUCAAUUUCUUGAAUUAAAGUCUGAAUAGUUUAACAGCAAUCCAGAACCUAUUAAAUCUUAACUAUAUGAGUUAAUGAAAAAAAAGAACGUGAAUUUUGAGGAGGUAUAUUGAUGUCACUGGAAUUUCAAUUAUUUUUAUUUUGAAAUUAUAUAAUUUUGUAUAAA